GUCCCGCCUGUCUUCAGAGCCUGUCCCGGAAGUGCUGCUGUCGGAGCGGGCGUGAUGGCUUCAAGGUUACUCCGCGGAACUGGAGCGCUGGUGGCGCAGGCCCUGAGGGCCCGCGGUCCCAAUGCGGCGGCCGCGGUGCGCUCCAUGGCGUCUGCAGGCGGUGUUCCUACUGACGACGAACAGGCGACUGGGCUGGAGCGGGAGGUCAUGUUGGCUGCACGGAAGGGACUGGACCCAUACAAUAUGCUAGCCCCAAAGCCAGCUUCAGGGACCAAGGAAGACCCUAAUUUAGUCCCUUCCAUCACCAACAAGCGAAUAGUGGGCUGCAUUUGUAAGUACCUCAUCACUAUUUCCUUAUUUUUCUUUAAUAUGCCCUAUUCUACAGGAUGUCCGAAAACUGCUUCACAUCUUUUGUGGGAUUGUAUGUGUGUAAAGAGGAUAUGUUUGUAAAAAAGUUGUUCUAAGGGUCCUGGCCCUCUCAAUCCUCCUUAUACCUGAGUAGGUCAUCCUUACUAUCAACGGCAUAGAAUAUCUAAUGCUGGCUCACUGGAGGUGCACCAUGAAGGUGUAUUCAUCCAGAAGAUACUUAUUGUACUUGCUCUUUGCUAGGUACCAUUUUAGGCAGUAGGGUUGCAUAUCAGAAUGACCCUCCUUUGGGAUGCUGCACAGGCAGGGGAACUGUUAGAACCUACACUGAUUCUGAUAUAUGGUCAGUUCACUCACAGGUAAACUCUGGGCCUCCGUUUCCUCAUCUGGAAAAUGGGGGGAUACCUUGAACUGAUCUCUCAAGGUGUCAACCAUAACUUUGUGUCUCAGAGGUGUCUGAGGAAAAGAGAUUCAUAUUGCCAGUCUCCUCUCUUCUAGACUAGAUGCCCUUCAACCCCUUUGGGCU
Molecule: messenger RNA, 892 nt
Organism: Myotis lucifugus (little brown bat)
Lineage: Eukaryota; Metazoa; Chordata; Mammalia; Chiroptera; Vespertilionidae
Product: cytochrome c oxidase subunit 5B, mitochondrial
Exons: 3
Coding region: 55-450 (131 amino acids)
Biological process (GO): mitochondrial electron transport, cytochrome c to oxygen
Cellular component (GO): mitochondrial envelope
Source: RefSeq, a predicted model, not a curated record